AAAGAAAUCAGAGAGUAUUUAAGGAGAAGUCGCCCCACAUCCUGGAGCCGUGUGACUCUCGGCACUGCACACCGCACACUUCUGCGCCAAAAACACCCGCUGCACCUCCAUCCUGCGCGGCUCCGGACGGACGGCGGUGAGGAUGCGGACUUCUCUGGUCGUGUGCUUCUGCGUAUUUGCGCUGCAGUGUUUCCAGAGCAUGCUUGGUGCUCCAGUGCGCGGAGCCGGCAGGUACAAAGCGGCACCGGCCCAUGAGAAGUCCCUGGACCUGAAGAAGAGGGGGAAGGCUCCUCACCCUCAGGGUUCGGUGAAGGAGGAGAGUCCGUCCACCAACGCUUCCAACACAUGGAACCGGCCGCGCUGUGGCGUACCGGACUUCCCCAACCAGAAGGAGCUGCAGUACCGAGGUCGACACCGCCAGAGACGCUUCGUUCUGCAUGGAGGACGUUUCGACAAGAAGGAUCUCACCUACAAGAUCGAACGCUUCCCCUGGCAGAUGGACGAGGAGAAGGUGCGGCGUGUGAUCCGGGAGGCGGUGAAGAUCUGGAGCGAUGUCACACCUCUGACUUUCACCGAGGUCCGCAGAGGGAUUGCCGACAUCCGGAUCGACUUUUCCAGCUACUGGCAUGGAGACAACCUCCCGUUUGACGGUCCAGGUGGGAUUCUAGCUCACGCCUUCUUCCCGAAAACGCAUCGGCAGGGCGACAUUCACUUCGACUACGACGAGUCCUGGACUCUGGGGAACUACAUGGGUACAGACCUUCUGCAGGUCGCCGCCCAUGAGUUCGGGCAUGUCCUGGGCCUGCAGCACUCACGUAAGCCCAAAACCAUCAUGUCUGCUUACUACUCCUUCUCCUACCCACUGAGGCUGAGCGAAGACGACAGACUAGGCAUCCAGUACCUGUACGGAGCUAAACCACAGGUCCUGCCCCCACCGCCAACCCCGGCUCCAAGGGCUCUGGUCCCCAAAACAGAGACCAACGAACUCAAUCCUGACGCCUGUCAGACGGACUUUGACGCCGUGUCGAUGAUCCGAGGGGAGCUGUUCUUCUUUAAGUCGGGCUACGUUUGGAGGAUCAGGGAUCCUGGAGGAUCGGCGCGUCUGGAGAGCGGGUAUCCGGCUCUGGCCUCCCGACACUGGAAGGGGAUCCCGACCAAGAUCGACGCUGCCUUUGAGGACAAGUCAGGGAAUAUUUGGUUUUUUCAAGAUGAUAACUACUGGGUGUUUGACGCUGAGAUGCACAUCAGGGGCCCCGAGUCCAUCAGGCGUUUAGGAUUGUCCACAUCCAGCAUCCAGGCUGCCCUUCGCUGGGGUCACGACCCCAACUACAACAUCUACUUCUUCAAGUCCGGUAGCUACUGGAGGUUCAGUCCCCGUGAGAACCGGGUCGAGUCGCCCCAACCGCGCAGCAUGCAGUACUGGACCGGCAUCCCUCAGGAUGUUGACGCUGCCUUCAGGGACACUCACGGCUUUGCUCAUUUUAUCCGAGGACGUCAGUACUGGAAGUUCGACCCUGUCGGCAUGAACUCGUUGGAAGGUUACCCACGCUACGUCGGUAUGGAUUUCUUUGGGUGCAGGAACGAGUGAGUCUGUGAAGAUUCGCGUACCCUGAUUCCUUUGACGCAAGGAGGAAUUUAUGGAAUAAAAACUGCAGACUCAUGAGGACGAGACGAAUUUUACACUUGUUUAUGCUUCACUGCAUUUAUUGACACUCAGAUCAAUUUAUGCCUUCUUCUCAGGAAAAAAACCCACCUUCCCUCAGAUCUGGCACCUCCUGUGCAGCUCUACUUGUAUUUAUUUUUGCACAUUUUUGUAUCACCAUGAGCCCGAGACCCUGAAUUCAGUCUCGCUUGAGCCAGAAACUGUUUAACAAACUGUUGUUCUCAGUGUGGUCAGUGUUGGAUGUUUCAGUUUGUGUUUUCAUCAACAACACACCUCAGAGUGUUUGAAGAGUGACAUCAGACUCACAGCGGCGGUCAGCGGAGGGUUUAAUUCAGCAAGUAGAUGAUCAUUUCCAGUCAUAUUUCACUGUUUUACAAUCAGAACCAAGAAAAUGGGGUUCAUACUGGAUUUGGACACCUUAAAAAUGAGUCACAGCAAGAAGGUUUUGUAAGGUCCUGCUAUGUUCUUUGCAGAGUCUUAUUGAGAUCUUUGUCAAAUGUUAUUGAUGUCUCUGAAGGGUCAUUUAUGAUAUGUGAAGUCUUGGGGUCUUUACAGAGUCUAGCUAAGGUCUUUCCAAGGUAUUAUUAAGGUGUUUGCAAAGGCUCUAUAAGGUCUGCAGAGAGUGUUGUCAGAGUCAUUGCAAGGUCUUGCUAAGGUAUUUACAGGGUCUUCCUAAGGUCUUCACAGGGUCUUGCUAAGGUAUUCACGGAGUCUUGCUAAGGUCUUUGCAGAGUCUUGCCAAGGUAUUCACGGAGUCUUGCUAAGGUCUUCACGGAGUCUUGCUAAGGUCUUCACGGAGUCUUGCUAAGGUCUUUGCAGAGUCUUGCUAAGGUAUUCACGGAGUCUUGCUUAGGUCUUCACGGAGUCUUGCUAAGGUCUUCACGGAGUCUUGCUAAGGUCUUUGCAGAGUCUUGCUAAGGUCUUUGCAGAGUCUUGCUAAGGUCUUUGCAACAUCUCUUAAGUCUUUACAAAGUCUCCUUAAGGUCUUUACACAGUCUUGUUGAGGUCAUUGCAGAGUUGCUGCAAUUUUGCCAAGUCUUUAACAAGCUAUCUGAAGUUUGACUCCAGUUAGCUUGGGUCUAGAGAUUAGCAUCCGUUCUAAACCAGGCUCCUGUUUAUUUUAUUUUUUCAGUUAGUUGUUCUUUGAUUUAAUUAGCUCAGUUGCUUUAACGGCUGACAUUUUCAUCCCAGUUAGAACAAAGCAUCUAAAAAAAAUCCCAUUUAAAUUUUACUUUCUGAUGCUGUUUUAGUUUUUUUCCUGCCUGGUAUCAAAACAAGCAUUAAAAAAAGCUAACCCAGGGAACAGCAGACGGUUACUUCAGGUCUAACCAUGGAGACGUUGCACGUCAGAUUUCUAUAUUUUUCCAGGAACUCUGUGUGGCUUUGUUUGGACCACUUCAACUGAUUUUAACCUCUGUCUGUAGAAGUUCAUAUGUUCUGUUUUUGUGAUUCAUGAUUUCCAAAAACAGGAAAACAGAUCAAGUUGCAUUUAAUCAGCGCCUGAGGUUCAGUGUUUCUCCUUUAACCUAAGACACAAAUAUGCGAAAAAUCUGGUCCUAGAUGCAAAACCCGGAGUAAAUAUUUAUUUCUCUAAGGGCUUGUUACACUUUUCUAACAUCUUUGUUGAUUGAGAAAGAGAUUAAUGUUUCAAGUUUGGACGUGAAUUGAACAACAGAGGAGGGACUUUGUUUGCUUUUACCAGAGAUCCUCAUCUAGUUAUGUUCCUAUUUGAACUUGAAUAUUUUCCUCUUUUAAAUUUAAAAUAAGAAUAAAACUCGAUUCUGCUGCAGCUGCUAAUGUCUGAUCUCACUCUUCUCACAUCAUGGUCGCAGAAGAAGCUGCAGUGCGCCAUCUAGUGGCCGGAACGGACCCCGAUGACGUCACUGCACAUCGCUCAAACGGGGCUCUGUGUUUUCCGUUAGUCGGUGAUGCAUUCAGGGACCGCAGCGGUUCUCCACCACUGGGUAAAUUAGUGGUAAACUAGUUCUGGUAAACUGAAAUUAAAAAACAAAUAAAACCUAAAAAUUGAAAAAUAAUAUUCUCCUGAAUUCAACUGGAGAAAUUCAAAGAUUUUAACAUUGUUAUUUUGAAAGUCAGAAUGAACUUUUUUUUAACUGCUAGCUAUUUGGUCUUGUUUUUCCUGUGCAAAAGUCUUGAGACAUUUACUUUUCAUUUACUAUUGUAGCCUCAAGCUGUCUUCAUUGGGGAAACAAUCACUUAAUCAGAUUUUAAAUGUUAUUUUAUGGUUCUCAAAAUAAAAGCAACAAAUGUUUGAUUGACUAAGAAGAAAACUUUAUUUUAAAUUUGUUAUUAUUUUAACUUUUCAAUCCCUGCAGCGGUCAUCUGUGAUCUAAUAACAGUGGUGUUAAGCUUUCUGAGUGGCAGAAAGACAAUCAAUUUUGGGAAAAUGUUCUUUUAAAAGAAAGCAAAAAAAAUUGCUGGAUAAAAUUUAUAAAAGCCAAUGUUUGUAUGAAUUAGUUUGCUUUCAAGUUUCUACUCAAGUUAGUUUUUUUAUGGUGAAAUUAUGUUAUUUUUUUAAUCAAACUUUCAGCAUUGUGACUCCAUCCAUGCAGCAUCCUAUGAAGUCUAAAGGGACAAAUGUAGUAUUUUACCAAUAAAUAAAUCUCUUAAUAGUUGUAUUUUAUAAAUUUAUCUGAAUUCAGGCACAGGAGUAAAAAAGAACUCCAAAAAAUAGCUUUUAAAGAGGCAGUAUUUACAAACCUGGAUUGUUGCCUUCAUUCUUUCAUGCAUGUUUGUGAAAUCCUUUCAUCUCCAUGGCAACCAUUCAGCUGUGCAAAAUGCCUCGGUGAACGCACCUCAAAGCAGCUCCUCCUCAGAGCUGCAGUUUCCAAAUUUUCAAGCAUCUGCCACAACUCAGCUCCUUCAGACUAGCCACCAGCAAUUAGCAAAUUAGUAUGUGAGCUCAUUAAAGGAGCUGCUUCUCAGUGAAACGCUGGUUGUUAAAGGGUUAAUAGAGGAGCCAUGUUGUGGUCAGAAAGAGCAGGAGUUUCUUAAAAAGACAGAGACCCAAUUUCGAGGUGUUAAAUUAUAAAAUCAAAUCUCUUUUAAGUCAUAUUUGAUAUAUUUUGCAUUUUUAUAACAACUGUAACAUAGUUACUUGAUUAUGCUAUAAGACGGCUAACAAAAUACAUAAUGCUGCUUCUUUGCAGACUUAGAAAGUUUCAGGGAAUGUCAGGCUGCUUUGAAGGAAAAUACAAAGAAAACUGAGCUGGAUUAAGACUUUUGCACAGAUUGCUGAACUCCUGAUGAAUAAUCUCGGAUUGCAGCCUUUUUGGAGAACCGCUGCUCCUCAGCUUUGCAUCUUUUCUUGCUGCAGCACUUGAACUCUGAAGGUUCGGCCCAGACCGUCGUGUUCAUCGUCGUUCUCCUCAGUGCAGGACGCUGACGAGUCGUUUCUGUUUUUAUCGUAAAGACUUUGCUGUUUUCCUUACAACCUGCUGUGUCUGACUCAGUUGAUCUCAUUUAUCAGACUUCUUCCAACAUGUUUAUGCACAAACAGCAAAGCUUUUUGUACAUAACUGUUCUAAUUCUGUAUACUUAACCAAAUGUAGGCUAUAACCUGUAAAAAUGUAGGAACUGUGUACGUUUUUUCCUGUUUUUCUGAGUUACUUUGAAUAAAUCUUUUACCUUCUUA
Molecule: messenger RNA, 5318 nt
Organism: Gambusia affinis (western mosquitofish)
Lineage: Eukaryota; Metazoa; Chordata; Actinopteri; Cyprinodontiformes; Poeciliidae
Gene: mmp11a
Product: matrix metallopeptidase 11a
Exons: 8
Coding region: 143-1588 (481 amino acids)
Biological process (GO): collagen catabolic process; proteolysis; extracellular matrix organization
Cellular component (GO): extracellular matrix
Molecular function (GO): metalloendopeptidase activity; zinc ion binding
Source: RefSeq, a predicted model, not a curated record